UCGUUUCAUACUUCACUUCAUCACUCCAUUGAUUCUGAACGAAAGCUUCGAAAGCGCGAACUGCCAAAUAGAUUAAAUUUGUAUACAGUGUUCUUCUCAGUUUAAACACGCUUCAUUAACUUAAACCCAAGAACCGCCAUAAAUUAAAAUAUGAGCGUAAAACCAGAUAUGAAACUUAUCAUCUCUAACAUCACGAAUGGAAAGCGGUACAGUCACUGCAGGUUAUGUCUAAAGAACAUUGAAGAAGAUUACGUUCGGUUUGGAGACGGAGUAGCCCUGGAUUUAGAGGAAAAACACCAGCAUUUGCAGCCUCUAUCGGAAUUACUUGCUAAAUUCCUUGGAGCCGAGGUAAAUGAUGAAAUACCAGGCUUAGAUGCUGUAUGCACAGAAUGUGUAGUUGAUGCAAUGAGAGGCUUGCGGCUCAUACAAACUUAUCACAAAUCCUCCCGACUACUAGAAGAUGCCUUGGAUAACUUAUUACAUGCGCUUAAUGUCGAUCUACAAGUUUACGAUGAUCAGUCACUUUACAUUAUUGUAGAUGAGAACCAUUCCGAGUUAAUAGUUAUGAAUAAUAGUUCAGAAACUAAAUAUAAUGAAGUAGAAACAAAAAUUAUAUGUGAGGAAUGUUCGGAUGAGUUCACAACCACUGAAGAGUACCAUAAACACUGCAAGGAAAAUCAUGAUCAAGUUCUCUGUGAAAAAUGCUGGCACGCGUUUGAAACGAGCGAAGAAUUAACCAACCAUUUAUGUAAAAAACUAAAAUGCCCGGAUUGCAACCAGUACAGGAACACAGCCGAAGCCCUCACGGAACACCAUACUAAAAUACACAAAAUCCACAUAUGCAAAGAGUGUGGAAAAUCAUGCCAAGGCUCCGUCAAACUAAAAACGCAUGAAGGAAAGCAUUUCAAUAAAAGCCGAUGCCCGAAAUGUGGUAAAAGUUACGCUACAAGAGAUUUCUAUUUGAAACAUGUAGAUUUGUGUGAAAAAGGUCUUUUAGAUCCGCACCCAUUUCGCACCAAACUUCACAAACCAUAUUCAUGUGAAGAAUGUGGUAAAAGUUACAGUACUUCAGGAGGACUCCGAGUACACUAUAAGUUUGAGCAUGGUGGUGCAAAACCUCACGUGUGUCCGGAAUGUAAUAAGAAAUUCACCGCCCCAAGUUACCUAAAAGUUCACAUGGUAACACAUACAAAGGAAAAGAACUUUUUAUGUAAUAUAUGUCCAAACCGCUUUGUAUCAAAAGAGGCGUUAUUAUAUCACACUAGAAGGCAUACUGGGGAAAGACCAUACAAAUGUGAACAUUGUUUUGAAACGUUUGUAAAUGCAUCGGCCAGAGCGGAGCAUAUAAAGUAUAAGCAUGUGGGGCCUACGCUAAUGUGUGAGAUUUGUUCACGUAAAUUCGUUACCCCACAUUUCUUAAGGACGCACAUUAAGAGACAUCAUGAAAAGGACAGUGAUUGGAGUAUAGAAAACAGAUCAUAGAGGGAUUAUUUUA
Messenger RNA from Cydia amplana, 1495 nucleotides. RefSeq names its product zinc finger protein 675-like. Bases 151 to 1482 code for a protein of 443 amino acids. Lineage: Eukaryota; Metazoa; Arthropoda; Insecta; Lepidoptera; Tortricidae. Gene Ontology annotation, molecular function: zinc ion binding; DNA-binding transcription factor activity, RNA polymerase II-specific. Gene Ontology annotation, biological process: regulation of transcription by RNA polymerase II. The record is from RefSeq and is a predicted model, not a curated record. Gene Ontology annotation, cellular component: nucleus. The transcript has 2 exons.